Molecule: messenger RNA, 1803 nt
Organism: Diaporthe citri
Lineage: Eukaryota; Fungi; Ascomycota; Sordariomycetes; Diaporthales; Diaporthaceae
Exons: 1
Coding region: 1-1803 (600 amino acids)
Source: RefSeq, a predicted model, not a curated record
AUGCCGCCGAAAGCUGACGCUUGGCGCGAUCGCCCAUCCGCUGGCCAGAGUGGCAGCACGUCUGCGGUCUUUGCCUUCACAACAGAGACUCCUCAGCCUCCUCAGCAAACGGGGCCCACACACGGAGCAACUCUUCAAAUCGAAUCUGACCCCAACUCCGCCGUACCGCAGCCAGGCAACCAAUCCCCUACAACAAGUGUACCCACAAAGGAUGAGGAUGUGAAAGACGCCCCUACCGCGGCAGUAGUAGUCGCAGACCAGAUCGACCAGCUGGAGAACGAGGUGGUCCACUUCAUGAACCUGUCAUUGGAAGAGAAAGAGAAGUCAGACGUUCUGUCUGUGCGCCUUGCGUCUGUGACACAGGAGAAGGAGGAUAUAGAGCGCCAGGUCGACGAGCUUGAUCAUGAACUCAGCCAAAUUGAAUGGCAGAGCCAAGAGGGCCAAGACGAUGGAGCGUCUGCCACAGACACAAAAGACACGAUCUCAAGAGUGCAUGCCAAGAUCACCAACCUGAGGACCACGGCUCAGAGACUGGAGAGCGACUUGAACACUCUCGCUAUAACCGGCGAGCAACACACCAAGACCAUCGCUGAGCUGGAAGAGCAACUCCGCAUCGCUAGAGAGCAGCUCACCCAGAAGACGCAAGAGGAAGAGCGCUUGCGCAAGGAACUGGAGCAGGCUACGAAGACCGUCCGACCAGAGAAACAAAUCAAUGAAGAGCUCCGGGGCAAGAUACAGACACUUGAGCAUGAGUGCAACACCCUCCGCAUCUCGAACGCCUGGACCAACAAGAAAUUGACAGAGGCUGAGCAGACUACAGAUACUCUCAGUGAUCUGGUCAAGCGAAAGGCAUCGGAGCUGGAAGGUGUGCGAAAGGCUGGGGCUUCCCAGGGUGGCACUAUGCGUCAGGAGCUAGAUCUCAAGCAGAAAAUGAUCGAGAGCCUGACCGCCACACAGAGCGCUCUUGAGGCCAGGUGUAAGGAGGCCGAGUCUGCUCUUCGAGAGCGGCCGAGAGUCAAGCACAUACCGGUACAAUACCAGCCAAGCGGCGCAGUUGAGGCCGCCCGAACCCAGCGCGAGAAGAUUAAGGAAACCAGGGUCAAGCAGCCGAGCCACAAGCACCAAAACAUAGAGCCAAGUGGAACAGUCGAAGCCGCCGUCUCCCAGCGCGAGAAGGAGAAGGACGCCUGGAUAAAUAAGCUCACCCAGGAGCUCCGGGGCAACCAACAACGCCGCGUCCGUGCAGUCGCCAUCGGCAUCGACCUCAGCGGAAGCGCGGCCGGCAGCCUCACGGAGGGGAUCAAGCGCCUCUAUCGGCACCUCCUCGGCGAGCUGCGGCGUUCCCCCUGCCAGACCUACGUCAUGACGGUCGUCCACGGGCCGGGGGACACCGUGGCCGUCAAUUCCAACUUCGGCGACACCUGGUCCACCCACGAGAGGGUGCUGGUGGCUCAGAAGGCCGAUGGCAUGGAGCAGCACGUCGCGUGCCUCCGGAAGAUCAAGGAGGUCGCGGUCAACACGGGACUGGUCCUGGACCUGCAGGUCGUCUUGCUCGGGGACAGCAACACCAGCCCCGCUUCGCAUGUCGGCUCGGAGGAGGUUUGUCAUGACUUUUCCUGCAGCAACCCGACUGUUCAUAUCCACUCGGUCGCGGUGAAGACGGGCAGCGCAGAGGAGACGGAGAAGUACUGGAACAACAUGGAGGCCUGGCAGCCGUGGAACUACGCGAGUUCCACAGGAGGCAACAUGAUGGUGUGGUGGCAGAAUAGUCCGCUUCCCGACCUGAGCAGCCUUGUGUACUGA